Messenger RNA from Juglans microcarpa x Juglans regia, 3537 nucleotides. Its product is annotated as pre-mRNA-processing protein 40C. Gene Ontology annotation, cellular component: nucleus. The record is from RefSeq and is a predicted model, not a curated record. Lineage: Eukaryota; Viridiplantae; Streptophyta; Magnoliopsida; Fagales; Juglandaceae. Gene Ontology annotation, molecular function: transcription coregulator activity; RNA polymerase binding. The transcript has 16 exons. Bases 246 to 3290 code for a protein of 1014 amino acids.
GCAAUGUGUAGCAAGAUUGCAGCAUAUACGCGAGGGUACCGAAUGCGAACCCUCUUCCUCGCGCAUUAGGUCCUUCGUUUCUUUCCAUUUCAACCCCUUCCUCUCUUUUUCUUCCACUCGGAGGGUUAAACUCAGGGACUCAAAACCCGCAUAGACGCAGUCGACGGACGCUAACGUGCGCCCCAUCCGGACGGGGAACACAACUCCAUUGCUCCAUUACGUUCCCGAACUCAAUCUGGUAAAAUAUGGCAUCACCCGCUUGGUUAACGCAGGAAAUACAGCCAUCAGCUUCUCAAGCACCUGUACCUGGUACAUCUGCUGUAGUGUCAUCUGGUGGCCCUUCAACUCCAACUGCUGCUGCUCCUGCUCCUGGUGCAGUUACACCUACUUCAAAGGGUUUACUUGGUACUGCAAGUGGUUCAACACAAGGACCUAACCAAGCGAGAUUUUCUAAUGCACCUGGCUAUGCAGUUGCUCCACCUUCGUUCUCUUAUAAUGUGCUUUCAAAUGCUAGUACACCUCCUGGAAGUUCUCAGCAGUCAUCAUCUAGCUCUGUCAUUAACUCAAAUCCACCUGCAUCUCCAUUGCUGGUUCAACUGCCGGUUUCGGGCAUGUCUUCAUCUUCUAGUCCAUCUUUUUCAUAUAACAUUUCACAAAGCAGUGUUGCUUUCCCUAGCAAUCAGCAGUUCCAAUCUAGUGGGAAUACAUUGACUGCUGUUGCACAAGAAGCUGGCACUCUGUCAUCUGCAUCGACUAUCCCUCAGCCUGUUUCAUUACCUGCUGAUAAUUCUACAAGUUCUACCAUUCCUGUAUCUUCAAUAUCUAGCUUGAACCAAGUAACUUCAUGGGUGCCCUCUGCCCCAUCUUUUUUUAUGCCUCCUGGAAUGCCUGGAACUCCUGGUACACCUGGUCCUCCUGGAAUAGCAGCGCCUGCUCAAAUUUCUUCUAAUCUGACUGUUCUAUCUGUUGCUACUGAUUCUUCCUCUUCAGCUGUCCCAAGACCCACUAUGCCUACAGCCCCUGUUUUAUCAAGUUCUGCUGUCCAGCCUCAGAUUUGCAGUCCCUAUGCAUCCUUUCCUGCCAUGGCUGCUCCCCCUCAGGGAAUCUGGUUGCAGCCUUCACAGAUGGGUGGCCUGCCCAGGUCACUGUUCCAGCCAUACCCUGCUGCUUUUCCUGGUCCCUUUCCUUUGCCAGCACGUGGUAUGCCUCUCCCUUCUGUUCCCUUACCUGAUUCUCAACCCCCUGGCGUUACUCCUUUGGGAACUGCACCGACAAUAUCUGUGUCUUCUGCUGCUUCUGGUCAUAUGCUGGCAGGAACUUUGAGGAUGCAGCCAGAAUUACCUCCUCCGGGUAUUGAUAAUAGGAAAAAUGUAGAAGAAGUUGGAACCCAAGAUGGAGCUGCUGUUAAGGAACAAUUAGAUGCCUGGACUGCUCAUAAGACGGAGGCAGGAGUAGUCUACUAUUAUAAUGCUGUGACUGGAGAAUCCACUUAUGAUAAACCUCUUGGCUUUAAGGGGGAGCAUGAUAAAGUACAUGUGCAGCCAACUCCAGUUUCAACGACUAGCAUAUUGGGUACUGAUUGGGUAUUAGUCACCACAAGUGAUGGUAAAAAAUAUUACUACAACAGCAAAACAAAGAUUAGUAGCUGGCAGAUCCCAAGCGAGGUGACAGAAUUGAAAAAGAAGCAGGAUGGAGAACAUUCAAUAUCUCUGCCACAUGCUAAUUUAUCAACUGAAAAAGGAUCUGCUCCAAUUAGUUUGAAUGCUCCUGCUAUUAGCACAGGUGGCCGUGAUGCUAUGGCUCUUAAAGCCUCGGCUGUUCCAGGAUCAUCAUCUGCGCUGGAUAUGAUAAAAAAGAAGUUGCAGGACUCUGGAUCUCCUAUUACCUCCUCACCUAACCCUGCACCAUCAGGAAUAGCAGCAUCAGAGUUAAAUGGCUCUAGAGCAGUUGAUACCACAGUUAAAGGUCUGCAAAGUGAGGACAGCAGAGAUAAGCUAAAAGAUGCUAAUGGGGAUGGUAACAUGUCCGACUCUUCCUCAGAUUCAGAGGAUGCAGACAGUGGACCGACAAAGGAGGAAUGUAUUAUCCAAUUUAAGGAAAUGCUUAAGGAAAGAGGAGUGGCACCAUUCUCAAAAUGGGAGAAGGAAUUGCCAAAGAUAGUGUUUGAUCCACGCUUCAAGGCAAUUCCAAGUUAUUCAGCUAGGAGGUCAUUGUUUGAACACUAUGUUAAAACACGUGCUGAGGAGGAACGGAAGGAAAAACGUGCAGCUCAAAAGGCUGCAAUAGAAGGGUUUAAGCAGUUACUGGGUGAAGCAUCAGAGGAUAUUGAUCACAAUACUGAUUAUCAAACUUUCAGAAAGAAAUGGGGUGCUGAUCCACGGUUUGAGGUUUUGGACCGCAAGGACCGGGAACAUUUAUUGAAUGAAAGGGUCUUUCCUUUAAAGAAAGCUGCUGAAGAAAAGGUCCAAGCAUUACGUGCAGCUGCUGCCACGAGUUUUAAGUCCAUGCUUAGAGAGAAAAGAGAUAUAACUGCCAAUUCCCGUUGGUCCAAGGUGAAAGAUAGUCUGAGGAAUGACUCAAGAUACAAAUCUGCUAAGCAUGAGGACAGGGAGAUUUUUUUUAACGAGUAUAUAUCUGAACUGAAGGCUGGAGAAGAGCAAUCAGAACGAGAAGCAAAAGCCAAAAGGGAGGAGCAGGAGAGGUUGAAAGAUAGAGAGCGAGAAUUGCGGAAAAGAAAGGAAAGAGAGGAACAGGAAAUGGAGAGGGUGCGGUUGAAAGUUCGCAGAAAGGAGGCAGUUGCAUCUUUCCAGGCUUUACUUGUGGAAAUAAUUAAAGACCCCCAGGCAUCUUGGACAGAAUCUAAGCCAAAGUUGGAGAAAGAUCCCCAAGGACGUGCUACCAAUACUGACUUGGAUCCAUCUGACAUAGAAAAGCUCUUUCGGGAACACAUAAAGAUGCUGAAUGAGCGGUGUGUGCAGGAAUUCAGGUCUUUGUUAGCUGAAGUCCUGACAGCGGAAGCAGCUUCUCAAGAGACAGAAGAAGGAAAAACAGUUCUCAAUUCAUGGUCGACUGCUAAACGUCUUCUAAAGCCUGAUCCCAGGUACAACAAGAUGCCAAGAAAAGAGAGGGAAGUCUUGUGGCGCCGAUAUGCCGAUGAGAUACUAAGGAGGCAAAAGGUGGCACUUGAUCAGAAAGAAGAGAAGAAGCAUGUAGAGUCAAAAGGUAGAAACUCUGCUGAUUCUGGGAGGUUUCUGUCUGGGUCAAGAAGAAGGACCCACGAUCGAAGAUAGAUAGUCAUUUUGGGGGUAGAGUGUAGGCUUUUGAUCUACUUUUCCUUCCACAACUCUUAUUGAGGGCCUCAGUCUAAUUUCCUCUGUAUUAUAUCAAAACAAUGAACGGAAUUUUUUAAUUGACGUAUUUAUUUGAUUAGACCAUUUUACUUGUUCUAAUGCUACAUCUACAUACACUCCGCCUCUGUAGGGGUAGAAAAUAAUUUCAGUUUCAUGAUAUCUGAGUGUCUCUGAGAUCUUUCCUCCA